UUUCCAACUAGUUCCCCUGUUCGUUCUAUCGAAUUCUCAAUUCAUAUGAGCCAGCGGUAACCGGACGUAUUGUGGAACUUGCGAUAAUAAUGGUUGUCGACUAUGCGCAACAGCUGGAAAGGAAGUGUCAGGAAGAACCAGAUCUCGCUCCGAUUGUUCCCGCGAUCCGGAUUCUCCUCUCUUGCUUGAGAGAUUCAGAUUUCGGCAGUAUACAAGAACUCCAGACGAGCCUCAACAAUGUCAGCGAGUCCUUGAUGACUUCGAGCUGCGCCACUAUCGGGGUAGAGAGCGCUUGCGAACUGUUCAAGAGAUACAUCACCCUAACCCGCCUGGAUGUGGACCUGAAUCAGUUGAAGCCGGCCCUUGUGUCUCGCGGUGAAUCCUUCCUACGAAAAAUUUCCAGCGACAGACACAAAGUUGCGAAAUUGGCGGCGCAUUUCAUUCUCAACGGUCACAGAAUUCUUGUCCAUUCGAGAUCGCGGGUCGUUCGAGAUGCUCUACUCGAGGCAGCGAAGAGGAGCAAUUUCACGGUAUAUAUCACCGAAUCAGCCCCGGAUCAGUCGGGAGCUCAGAUGGCGAAGGAACUCAGCACGGUCGCCGGUAUCGAGUGCCAUGUGUUGAAAGAUGCUGCUGUCGGUUACUUCAUGGAACGCAUCGAUCUGGUUUUAUUAGGCGCUGAAGGAAUCGUAGAAUCAGGAGGGAUCAUCAAUCGGAUAGGAACCUUCCAGAUUGCCGUUUGUGCUCGACAACUCAACAAACCGGUGUAUGUACUGGCCGAGAGCGUGAAAUGCAUUCGAUUCUUCCCCCUGAGUCAGAGGGAUCUCAAAUCACUGCCGAACGCUGAAAAAGAUGGCCACCCAUGCGUGGAUUACACAUCACCAGAUUUCAUCCGUCUGCUGAUAACGGAUCUGGGCACCCUCACACCCUCUGCUGUGAGCGAUGAGCUCAUCAAAUUGUAUCUGUGAGAAGCCAUAGGCCGUGAGCCUUGUACAUGUAUGACGUCAGAAACAACCUACACUAAAUCAUGAUAU
Messenger RNA from Galendromus occidentalis (western predatory mite), 1031 nucleotides. RefSeq names its product eukaryotic translation initiation factor 2B subunit alpha (gene eIF2Balpha). Bases 90 to 965 code for a protein of 291 amino acids. Gene Ontology annotation, biological process: translational initiation. Gene Ontology annotation, molecular function: translation initiation factor activity; guanyl-nucleotide exchange factor activity. Gene Ontology annotation, cellular component: eukaryotic translation initiation factor 2B complex. The transcript is spliced from 5 exons. The record is from RefSeq and is a predicted model, not a curated record. NCBI's taxonomy places the organism in Eukaryota, Metazoa, Arthropoda, Arachnida, Mesostigmata, Phytoseiidae.